UGUACAUCGCUAUCGAGAGUCAACAGGAUACCUGGAAACUAACUACACAUUUACAAUGUAGGUGUAGCAUACUACCUAAUGGCAUUGAUUAAAAUACUCUAGCAAACUAUUUAAAGUAUAAACUAGGGCAAAGAGUAAUUUCUAGGAAUUUUUGGGGAGUGGCUGACAAAUUAAGAAUGAAAUAAUUGUGUUAUGUUUACAAUAGGGAAGUAACAAAACAAGAUCGUUCAAUGUUCAGACAUAAAUAAGAGUUUACUACAAGACAUAUUUCACUAAUGGCAACCAUGUGCACAUCAUGUUUUCAUCAUUAUGUUCAUUAAAUGGUCCAUUUGGAUUAAAUAUGAUGCACUACAAUCAUGCAGCGAACACACAAGAACAUUUUGGAGCCACAAAAAAUUUAAAGAACGGUCAAAAAUCUGUCAGCCUUAUCAAAAGUUUUAAAUACCUAAGAGUCAAUAAUGAUUAACCAAUCUGACUAAUAUAGACAAACAGAAAAGGGUUGUUGUCUACGUUAUUCCGUUUUAUUUUCCUGAGGUCUUUAUCAGGAUUCACUCUUGGUAAUUAUUGGACCUUAGUUGGGCCACAGGGUCUACUAAUGCAUAAAAAACGAAUAACUUAUGACUACUUUUGCAGUUAUAUUAUCAGGUAAAUUAGGUUUGCAUUGACUGUUUGAUAUUCAGGGAUGAAAUUGAAUAAGAGACGCUGAUUACAUUUUUGGACUAAGGGGAAAUGGUUAUACUUGUCCUGAGGUCAAACUGUAGGACAGCUACUUUGGUUGAACAUGUGCACUACAGGAGGCACUUAUGCGAACCCUGGUCGCCAUUUGGGCCAACUAAAGCACUUCUGUUGUGACCCUAGGACAAGAACCAAACAUCUUAACGUACCAAUAGGAUACAGGUAUACAUAUCAUUGUUAAAUUAAAGUCUCAUUAUAGUGUUAGCAAUUUGAAUCACUAAUUUGGUUCUGUGCAUUAAACACAAAUGCAAUGUAAGGCCUUUUACUUGAAGGCCUCCAGAAAAAUUACUUGAACUUGAGCGAAGUCGACGAAAAAUUAGACACUAUGGCUUUAAGAAGCCCCCACCCUCUCACAACAGGGGGAGCGUGAGCUGAAUCCAGGAACAGCGAUUGAAAAAAAAAAAGCUCCACCAGUGGAGGGUUUCAAGUUCCCCCCGGCUGAAACCCUGCCUGAUUUGUGGGCAAUGUUGGGGAUGUAGAAAAAAAGGAAACCGGAGCAAAGAGAGCGCAAGGGAGAGAUAGGGAGACAACACUAACUGGGUAGCUAUGGAGAUAGUAGGUUUUCCUGGUAGCUUUCUUUGACAGGUGCCGAGUGGGAUAAAAUAAAGUAUCAGAACAGCCUCCAAGAUGUACGGCAAGGGUAAAGGAGCUGUGGUCCCCUCCGAUAGCCAAGCAAGAGAAAAGUUAGCAUUAUAUGUGUACGAGUACCUGCUACAUGUGGGAGCACAGAAGUCCGCACAGACCUUCCUGUCCGAGAUUCGAUGGGAGAAGAAUAUUACAUUAGGGGAGCCUCCUGGAUUCCUCCAUUCGUGGUGGUGUGUAUUCUGGGACUUGUAUUGUGCGGCUCCAGACCGAAGGGAGACAUGUGAGCACUCCAGUGAGGCGAAGGCCUUCCAUGACUAUAGCGCAGCGGCAGCGCCCAGCCCUGUGAUGGGCAACAUGCCCCCCAACGACGCCAUGCCCGGCGGUCCCAUGCCCCCAGGCUUCUUCCAGGGACCACCCGGCUCUCAGCAGUCCCCCCACGCACAGCCCCCCCCACACAACCCCACCAACCCAAUGAUGGGACCCCAUGGCCAGCCUUUCAUGUCACCACGGUAUCCAGGUGGACCGCGUCCCGGACUCCGAAUGCCAAAUCAGCCUCCGGGGGGGAUCCCUGGAUCUCAGCCUCUCCUGCCAAACAGUUUGGAGACGAUCAGACCGCAAGGACAUCCUAACAUGGGUGGCCCAAUGAGGAUGAACCCUCCCAGAGGAAUGGCCAUGGGCCCACAGAAUUAUGGAGGUAUGAGGCCUCCUCCAAACUCCAUGGGCGGCCCCAUGCCAGGAAUGAACAUGGGUCCUGGAGGAAGGGGGCCGUGGCCAGGACCGAAUGCUAACUCUAUAGCAUACUCCUCCUCAUCUCCAGGAAACUAUGUGGGUCCUCCAGGGGGAGGCGGUCCACCAGGAACUCCCAUCAUGCCCAGCCCAGGUGAUUCAACUAACUCCAGUGAAAACAUCUAUACAAUGAUGAAUCCAAUCGGACCGGGAGGCAACAGACCCAAUUUCCCUAUGGGGCCGGGGCCUGACGGGCCAAUGGGAGCUAUGGGAGCCAUGGAGCCGCACCACAUGAAUGGAUCACUAGGGUCUGGAGAUAUGGACGGGUUGCCAAAGAGCUCCCCUAAUAACAUGGGGGGCAUGAACAACCCGCCUGGAACGCCGAGAGAUGACGGAGAAAUGGGCGGGAACUUCUUGAACCCAUUCCAAAGUGAAAGUUAUUCACCCAACAUGACGAUGAGUGUGUGAUUUUAUUUUUUUUCCUUUUUUUGUAUUUUUCUUUAUUUUUCCCCUCCUAUUUUUGUACCCCUGCAACCGUUUUUUUUUUUUUUUUUUUUUUUCUUCAAUUCAAACCUUACUACACCUCGGAUUGGACCACCACCCCCUCCUCACACACACCCUCUCCUCUAACCAACCAAACGGGAUACAUUUUCCCUCCUCACUCUGGAACUGUAUGGCCACACAGCCUUCUGGGACAGCCCUUGAGCAUGCUGGGACUCUAAUUAAGACGGGCCCUCCUGGAGCAUGCAAGAUGGCCGCCGGUCUGAACAGGAAGCAGUCACAGAGCAACAGGAAGAGCCUCCUCUCCGACUCCCGCCCCGGCCUCCCUGGCUUCCUGUCAGGUUCUAGACAAUGAGCGAGGGUAGGAGGACAAACUGAGAGAAAGAGGGAGAGGAGACUGGCUCACCCUCUCAGGAGGACGCAGCGUUUUAGCAGCCGCCUGGAAGCUUCUCAACCACUUUGGACUUUUAUCAUAUUACUUUUUUGUGUGUCGCUGUUCCUCCCGAUUAGGGUGACCAGAUGAGAUUGGCUGAAAUUCGGGACGGUGUUUGGAUGACGUCGGCGGGGGGUGGGGGGGGGGGGGUAUAGUUUCGGGACAAUUAGGGCUGGAUUCGGGACAAGCUUAGAUUACGUCUGGUCACCCUACUCCCGAUGGAUUCAGUUGAGGGUCCGAAACGACCUCUUUGCCCGCCCGCCUUGUUCUCUCUGUGUGUACAUUUUUAACAGAGGUGUUGUGAUUUUUUUUCUCCCCCAUUUUUUGUGUAUGUAUUGUAUCAUUGCUAUUUUUAUUAUUGUAUUAUUGUUAUUAAUGAUAUUGCUAUGGUCAUGUUUAAGAUUAGGUUCUAAUUUCUGUCGUUUCUAAGGGCACAUUAUUUUAAUGAAGACACAUGUGCGCACAAAUUAGAAGUGAUUUGCCAGCACGCUGCCCCCCCCCCCCCCCCCCCCCUGCAGGUGAGAUGUCAUCCAUCAAGGUACUGAUUGGCUGGUUGAAAAAUUUAAGCAACAAUCUCAUUUUAAACUCAUUUUCAAUAAUCCAAACCAGAAGUGGCUCCUUUUUUUGUUUUUAAUCUUCCAUGCAGUGAGAUGCACAGCUCUAUUUAUUUAUGUACUUUUAAAUUUGUCUUAUGAAUUAUUGUUACUUUUUUUUAAAGUGUCAUCCCUGGUUUAUUUGUUAAUUGCAGAACUAGUAGCAACUGUGUAAAUAUGCAGACCCAGUCAGCAGCGUCUCCAUCAUUAGAACCCUUUACCCGAGCCCUAAAGGUGCUGAAGACCCCCCCCCCCCUCCAUGCUGCUUCCACUAUCGCUGCCCUCUUAGGUUACUGUUCACUCCAACAUGUGCGUAGGCUGCGGUAUCGCCUCUGCUGAACUGAAGUGAACACUUCGAUUGUUUUCUGCUCUCAACACACUGUGAUGUAUGUAUGUGCUUUUUGGAGAUUUGCUUUUACACACUAUCAGUAGAGCUUGCAGACAUGUUGUUGAACUCCCUCUGAAAGGACUCUCUGCUUAUCGGACCCUGGACGUCUUUUUUUUAUGUCAGAGCAAAGCAGGAAACGGAAAGGCGUUGCUCUGUUGACCGUGACGAGUGGCCUCCUCCCUUUGGUCGUCUUGAAGAAAAACACCUCCGUCCUUUCUCACCUUUCCAGCAUACUCACCACCCCUCUGAUGAUUUUUUUUUUUUUGUACAACUCUCUCUCUCCAUCUUUUAAUUUUAAUUUUUUUGUAAAUACUGUAAAAUGCAUUUUGAUAUCAUUGACAUGUUUUGAUAUUUUCAAAUCACGACAACAGUUGAUCAGAAACGUGCUGAUUCGGGGGAACUGUGUGUGUGUGUUUGUUCAGAGAUAUGGUGUGUCUUUGACGAUAAGAAACAACUGGAGCUGCUAUAGACUAUUAUGCUACUUCACCUCAUCACAGACAGACGUGUGCAUCAGAGCGUCGAGGGGUCUCAGAGGACAAGGAGGACAAUUUUGUAGUGAGUGUGUUUGAACGCCUUUUAGCUAACUCAGUCACACACAAUAUCUAAACAAAUCUUAAAUUAAACGUGAUUCUUGAACAGGAGCCUGCCUCCUCUGCCUCUGUCCUUGGAAAUGUCCUAGCCAGGUGGCAAAACAGCCUCAAAACAGUCCUUUUUUUUCACUGUUUGACAGAGAAUUUGCAAGAAUAGAGCAAAACAGGCCAGUUUUUCAUAAUAAAAGUAAUGCCUCAGACAUUUAACUACCCACAACUAAAAUAGGCCACACUGGCUCUCAGCCCGACACACCAUGUACCAGAGUACAGACUUUACUAUGAAGGAUUUUUUUUUUAAUCUAUUUAAAAUGGGGCGGGGAGAAAUGUUUUGGGAAAGUAAAGAGAAAAAAAAAAUAACAGACAGAUUUGUUCUAAUUGCUAAGAGGUAGAGAGAGUGCGGGAGCAGGCGUUUCCUCCCCUGUACUUUGAAAUACUGUUGUAUAAAAUGCAGUUGAACUUCUCUCUAUCUUUCUGUCCUGUAAGUAAAACCGUCACAACGUUGAUCAUUUCUGUAUUUCUAUUGUGCUGAUGUAUAAUACUGUAACAUUCAGGGGUAGGGAGGGUUAAGAGAGGACUUUUUUUUUUGUUGAGGGGAGUAAAGAUUUUUCUGUUCAGUUCCUAAUUUUUUUCCUCUUGAUGACAAAGCAGUAUUGAAUAUGAGGCAGUCUGUCCCCGGGGAGUUGCUUUGUAUCUCAUGUUAGGGUAGUUUCAGAUCCUAAAUGUCUCGUGUAGUAAAAUGAGAGGUUCCUUCUUCGUAUGUUUCUUUAUAUUGUAAAGUUUCUUUAGACAAAAAAAUGUUGCUUAUUGGAAAAAAAGGUGGGAAAAUUCAUUGAUAAUAAAUGUAAUUUUUUUGGGGUUUUGUUUUCAUUUUCAUCAAGUUGUCAGUCGUUUUUGCCUGUGUCCCCCUUGUUGUAGAUACAUAUUAAAAACAAAUAAAAUGACUUCACUCCUUUUGCCAUGAA
Messenger RNA from Eleginops maclovinus (Patagonian blennie), 5513 nucleotides. RefSeq lists its product as uncharacterized. Gene Ontology annotation, biological process: positive regulation of transcription by RNA polymerase II. The record is from RefSeq and is a predicted model, not a curated record. The transcript is spliced from 18 exons. NCBI's taxonomy places the organism in Eukaryota, Metazoa, Chordata, Actinopteri, Perciformes, Eleginopidae. Gene Ontology annotation, molecular function: protein binding; single-stranded DNA binding. The coding region runs from base 1363 to 2514 and encodes 383 amino acids. Gene Ontology annotation, cellular component: nucleus.